AUGUUACUUUCAAAACAAUUACCCAAGGAAGACAUAUCUACCAUUGAAGUCCAUCAAGAUGGUGUAGAUGAUGUUUCGACAAAUGCAAAGUGAGCAAAUUUAUAAUACCUAUAAUAUAAUAUUCACGAAACGAAAAUUAAACAUUUAAGUAUUUCAACUAAAUUACAUUUUGUCACGUAUAUAGUGACAAGGAAUUUGGAAACUAUUUUAGUUUAGCAUCCUAUCGAUUUUUCGCCUUUUUUUUAAAAAAUGUGUUUUCGAAUAUGCAAUAAUAACAUAAAAAGGAGCAACUUCGUUCGGAAGUUAUAAGUGAAAAUCGGUAGAUUGAUAAAUUGGAAUUAUGGCCAAAUUUGAUUUAGGUAGUUUACCAUCUUCUAUGUGCACUGAAUGAUAAGAUUUUUGUUAAUUCCCUUACUGAUAUUCACAUGAUAUUUACUCUACAAUUAUAUUACGAAAAAUAAACACAAUGAAUAGUUAAACAUGUGUUAAACAUUGGCGGCUCGUCAGGGGAAACGUUGAGAUUGAGUUUCCCAAUAAAUAAACCACUUUAUUAGACAACUUAUAAAUAAUAAUUUAUUGAAAAUAGAAUUCAUAGAACAUUUUUUUUCUAAUUUCAAAAUAUCAUGUUUUGUGGCUCUUAAUCUAUAAAUAGUUGACAUUUCCUAUGGGUUAUAUUUACUAUUACGACCAUAGAUAAGACAAAUUAGUAGUUUAAAAAUUUACAAUAUAUAUGACUAUUAUUAGAUGAAUAAUAAAUAUUUAAUUUAAACGUUUCCUACACUGCAUAAAAAGCUGUUUAUCAACACAAAUUAUUAUUUUUAUUUAGAUCCUAUGUUAUUUGCUUUAUUGAAUUUUUUGGCAAUUAAUCAUACAUUACUAUUUUUCUAGUUUGCUACAUAAUAUCUUACAAUUCAAUUCCUUUUUGAGAAACUGAAUAUAACGGUUUUUGUUAUUUUCAAAUUUUAUUUUUAGUUUCAGUUAAAAAUAAUUGUAAAAAUCUGAAAUGUUUGCAGAAUAUAAUAUACUGUUUCUUUCUAUCCGCUGUUAAAUUUUCAAAACAUCCUGGUCUCUGGUAAUUUUUGAGUUUUCGCUAUUCGAAAUUAUUGUUUUUUUUUUUUUUUUUCAAUUUUUAUUUAGUCUUAUGUAGAUAUAAUUGGUUUGGCCUCUUAAACUUGUUUCAAAGUUUAUCAUAAGACAUACAUUGUUGCUGUGGUACCAGGCACGUAGCCAAGGGGGGCCUGGGUGGACUGGUGGACCGGGCCACUUUAAAUUUACUUUGGCCCAGGGUCGCCCCCCUCCAAGUACAAAAUAUAAUUAUUUUUAUAAAUUAUCAAAAAUGUGAUUAUGCACAUUGAAAUACAUUUACUACAUUACUACUACUAGGUAACACAAUUAUUAUUAUAAUAAUUAAUUUUUAUAUUCGUGGACAAUGUCAUUUGAAAAAGAUAAAUAAUAUGGUCUUGAUAAAAAUAUCUGUUUUAUAAACAAUAAUAGACUAGCGCUAUCUAAAGGCAGAACUAAAAACUGUACAAACAACUAUUAAAAAAUAUCAAAUUCAUUAUAAUUUUAAAGUGAACAACUUAAUGAAUCUAAUUGAACUACUUGAAAAGUAUAAGUUUGCAAUCAAUGAAACUUAGAGGCUAGCUGUUAUUAUAAUAACUAUUUAUUCCAGUAUUCAGUUCUGCAUUAAAAAAAACUUUUUUAUGUCUAAGAUGACUGAAAAAUUACACGAGGAAUCGAAUAACAAAUGAUUAUUUAAAUAAUUUGACUUCAAUAAGUAUAGAAAAAAAAAAUAAUUUCUUAGAACUUAGAUUUAGAUAUUUUUUUUUAUAAUUGUUUUCAGAACAUCACAAAAACAGAAAAAUUAUUUUAUAUUGAAUUGUUUAAUAUGAAUAUAAGUACUUAUGCUAGGUACUGUAUUAUUAAUAUUUUCUACUUGUAUGACAUGUAAUUUUUUUAAAAAAUUUGAGUUAGUUUAAAAAUUAUAGUUAAUUUAAAAAUUAUCAAUAUUAUUUUUGAUUAAUAUUCAGGUAUAAAUUAAUUUUUGUUAAUAGAAAUUGAGAAAUUUAAUCAGCUCAUAUUCUAAAUAUGUAGGUAGAUUUAUUUUUUAUGGAAUGAUAAAUGUAUCCUUUAAAUGAAGAUAUAGAUAAUUCUGUAUUUUUUUUUCUUACUCUAAUGGGUAUACUUGUUGUAAAAACAUUUUUUUUUAACUAAUUUCCAAAGUAAAUUAUUAAUUAAUAAGAUUCUUUGUAUGGCAUACCACAUAAGUGAGUGAGGGAGAAGCCGCCCACAAGUAUUUCAUUAGGAAAAAUUAUGGUAAAUGAUGGCCAAAAAUUAUUGGCCCCCUAAUAGAAAUUUUCUGUCUAUGUGCCUGUGUGGUACAAUAAAAAUAUUGAAAAAUACUAGUUUUUCAAUAUAUAUGUGUUAACGUUCAAAGUUUUGAUAAAAACUGUAAAAACCACGGUAUUUUAUGUACUAUUUUCUGAUUAAAUUAAAUUUUUUAUUUUUUGAAAAUUUAUGAAACAAACUGUUCUAAAAUUUAACAUUUAUAUUAUUUUUUGUCACCCUAAUUUUUGGGAGUGAAACGACUACCUUCUUUGAUUUUUAAAUGGCAACCUAUAAAAAAUUCCAUAAAUAGAUGGAUUAUUAGUUAUGAUACAUUUUGGAACUAAAAUAUUUGGUUUUCAUCAACUUGUUGAUGAGAUAUUUCACUUUCAAGUUAUGGUAGGCAGAGAACAGUGUGUGGCGUGCAGUCAUAGGCAUUCCGUGGAAUUUUUAUUAUAGAUUGCCAUUUAAAAAUUAAAGUAAGUAGUCGUUUCACUACCGAAAAUUAAUGUUAAUGUUAGAUUUUAUAGUAGUUUGUUUCCUAAAUUUUCAUAAAAAAAAAAUAGAAAAUUAUAUAAUAGAUUUGUGUACAUAAUAUACAUAACAAAUAGUGUAUUAUUUAAUCAUUUUAGGCCAUAUAAGAAUCAGGAAUAGAUAAUUUGUGUAAUCAUUUUUAUAAAAUGAAUCAAAAAAUCUCUAAACGUCAUAGUGUCCAGUUACUAUGAAUCUACUCAUGCAUGUUCCAAAAGUGGAUACCGAAUCGUAAUUAUUAUUAAUGUUAUUGAAUACCUACCGUGCUAUUCAAUAAUCGCAGUUUAAUCAAUUGUAUCUUAGAUAUAAAAAGCAAGAUCCGCCUGUCUAUUGUCUGUAAUAAUUUUUUUCUUAUAUUUAGAAUGUAAAUUGUGGCGGUUAAGUUGUAACUGAAAUUUAAAUAGCACAAUUUAAAGAGAUUAUUUCAAGAAAUACGUUUUUUACAAAAAUGUUACAACCAUGUUAGUUUUAAAUUUUUCAAAUAACUUUAAUCUCUUAUAUUAUGUUAUUUGUAAUUAAACUCUAAACUUUAGAUAAGGGGAUAGGACAUCCUCUUAAAUAAAAAAUUGUAGAUGUACCCAAAUAUUUAUAAUUUAUUUCACAAUGAUUACGAUUGCAAUGUAGCUUAAUAUCAGGAGCGGCUCUAGGACAAGAUAAAAGGGGUAGGGACUAUUUUAAAAACACAUAUAAGGUACGCAUUUAUGACGAGAUCAAUGAUAAAUUAUCAAUGAUGAUUACCAACUGUAGUGGGGACAUUCAUUUUUUAAGUUAAAUUUAAGUAAAGAAUAGCUUAGAAGUACCAUGAGCUAGAAACAGUUGAACUCCUUAUCUUUAUUGAGUAUUGAAUGAAUAUGAACUACUAUCAAGUUUAGAUUUUGAAAAUAUUAUAGAUGAGUUUACAAAUGAUAGAGCUAGAAAGAAACCAUUAAAAAAUAUUUAAUAACUGUCAAAUUUAUAUCAAUCCUGUUUUUUUAUGACAAUUAUUUUAGUUUUUGUUUAAUGAAUUACAUUUAUUUUUUACUAUACAACAUAUUAAUUUAUGUAUUUUUUAAUCUUAUUAUAACAAACAGAAAUUCAAACAAAAAUGCACUUUUUAAUGAAAAAUAUAUUAUUUAAUAAAUAGAUAAUUAUAAUACAUUAUCUAUUAAAAAAUGAAUACAUCAUAAUUAAGUAUUUUGAGGCUUCCGAAAUAUGUUGGGCUCAGGGUCCCAUAAAACCUUAAGAUGGCCCUGCCCAUCAUGGUUUUUGCAUAAUACCUAUUACAAUAGUUGAUUUAUUUAUUAUAUGUUUCAGAUGUAACCCCAAUGUAGUAGAAAAAAAUUUAGUACAACAAGAAACAGAUCGCAUUGAUGAUGUUGGAUAUUACAGUUCAAUUAGUAUUGAAGAUAAUCCCUUAAAAUUAAUUUUACGUAAAGAACAACGUUUUACAUGUGACACUUGUGGUAAGACAUUCUUUCAAAAAUCUCAUUUACACAUACAUGCAAGAAUUCAUAGUAAGGAGAAAUCAAUUUUACAUGAAGAACAAUUUUUUACAUGCAACACUUGCGGUAAGACAUUUUCUCAAAAAUCGCAUUUACAGACACACACAAGAAUUCAUAAUAUGGAGAAAUUAAUUUUACCUGAAGAGCGAUGUUUUACAUGUGACAUUUGCGGUAAGAAAUUCUCUCAAAAAUCCUAUUUGUACAGACAUACAAGAACUCAUAGCAAGGAGAAAUCUCGAGAGAAAUUAAUUGUACGUGAAAAACAGUGUUUUACAUGUGACACUUGUGGUAAGACAUUUUCUCAAAAAUCAUAUUUAUACAGACAUAAAAAAAUUCAUAAUGAGGAGAAAUUAAUUCUCCACGAAGAACAAUAUUUUACAUGUGACAUUUGCGACAAGAAAUUCUCUCAAAAAUCUGACUUGCACAGACAUAUAAGAAUCCAUAAUAAGGGGAUAUUAAUUUUACGUGAAGAACAGUGUUUUCCAUGUAACACUUGCAGUAAGAAAUACUCUCACAAAUCUGAUUUGCGCAGACAUACAAGAAUUCAUAAGAAGAAAUUAAUUUUACAUGAAAAACGGUGUUUUACAUGUAACACUUGUGGUAAGACUUUCUCUCAAAAAUCCCAUUUAUACACACAUACAAAAAUUCAUAACAAGGAUAAAUUAACUUUAGAUGAAGAACAGUGUUUUAUAUGUGACACUUGUGGUAAGACUUUUUCUCAAAAAUCCCAUUUACUCAGACAUACACAAAUUCACAGCAAGGAAAAACCAUAUUGUUGUAAUAUUUGUAAAAAUACAUUUUCUGACUCAUCAAAUUUAACUAUUCAUAUAAAAACUCAUAACGGUGAAAAAUCUUUCCAAUGUGAGGUUUGUGGUAAGACAUUUUCACGGAGAGAACAUUUAAACAGCCAUAAAAGAAACAGUCAUAACGAGGGAAAUCCUAUCAAAUGCGAUUUUUGUGAAAAGAAAUUUUCUAGAAUAGAUAAAUUGAAUGCUCAUAAAAGAAUUCAUAGUGAGGCAAACCCUUACAAAUGUGAAGUAUGUGGAAAAACUUUUGCCCAAAACUUUAACUUAAAGCUCCAUAAAAAAAUUCAUAGUGGUGAUAAACUUCAUAAAUGUGAUAUUUGCGAUAAGGAAUUUGUUCAAUUAUCAAAUUUAAACAGACAUUCAAGAAUUCAUAGUGGAUUCAAGCCGUAUUCCUGUGAAGUAUGUUUUAAAAAAUUCACUUUAUCUCAACAUUUACAAAGACAUAUGGAAUUUCAUGCUAAGAAUUUAGGUAAAACCCAGUGGAUAAUCAUCGAUUCAGUUGCUAAUAUUGUUAACAAAAUGUAA
Cinara cedri is the source of this 5668-nucleotide messenger RNA. The record is from the annotation of a GenBank genome assembly. Lineage: Eukaryota; Metazoa; Arthropoda; Insecta; Hemiptera; Aphididae.